UUUUAGGUUUGAUUUAAAAUGGUUGAAGGAAAACCGACUGAAAGAGAAAAUAAGAAGGAAGUGAAGAGACGACGUGAGUCGAGCAGUAGUUCUUCUUCGGAUAGCUCGUCUGAUUCAUCCGAAAGUUCAUCUUUCAGCGAUUCUUCUUCGACGUCACGCUCCGGCACGACAACAAGUUCGGAAUCUUCCAGAUCCCCUACUCCCAGAAAAACAGCCAAAGACAGAGCACGAAGUCCAGCACGGCGUUCGCGUUCACCUCGAACUGCUGCACGAGCAGAACGUAGUGAAAAGGCGGUCAUCGCAUCUUCCCGUCGAUCACCGACUCCGGAACGACGCCGACGACGUUCAUCGCCAUCUCCAAAACGGCGACCAUCACCGUCACCUAAGAGACGAGAUCGAAGUGGUAGCAGAGAUAGACGCAACCGUUCGCGUUCGCGUGAGCGUAAGGCAAGUCCAGCCCGCAAAGUAACGCCACUACCUCGUCGUCUGUGUGUGCGUAAUUUGAGCCGCAAUGUUACAAAGGAACACUUGUCGGAAAUCUUUAGCGUCUAUGGAACUUUAAGAACCUGUGAAUUACCUAUGGAUCGGCAACAUACACAUCUUGGCAGAGGUUAUGGGUAUGUAGAAUUCGAACAACCGGAAGAUGCCGAGAAAGCGUUGAAACAUAUGGACGGUGGACAGAUCGAUGGCCAGGAAGUCACUUGCGAACUAACACAUCCACCUCGUUCCACGCUGAAUGGAAGUGGAAGACGCCCGCUCUCACCACUUCGAUUCCGUGGCCUGUCACCACGCAGAUACCGCAGUCCACCCCGUGCGCACGGGACCGGCGGAAAUAUGGUUCCACUGGGUCCAAGUCGCUUCAAUCGAUCUCGAAGCCGUAGUCCACGACGCCGACGCAGUCGCUCUUAAAUGGCUUAUUAUUUUUUGUUCUUGUUCCGUUGUUUUUCUACAUUCAUCAACAAAAAAAAAGUGAGAAUCACUGAGGAAGAUUUUUAUGCAUUUCCGUAGCAAAACCUUAAGCAUGUCUAACGUGAGCUGUAACCUGGAAACUUAGCAGUUUAUAUUUCGAACCUGCAAUGUGAUAACGGCUUUGCAAGCUUCUAUUAUAUUAAUAAAAAAAACAGAAAAAAAACAAAACAGAAAAAAAAACAACUCUCUUAAACGACUUUUGCAAUCUA
Molecule: messenger RNA, 1178 nt
Organism: Loa loa (African eye worm)
Lineage: Eukaryota; Metazoa; Nematoda; Chromadorea; Rhabditida; Onchocercidae
Exons: 5
Coding region: 19-909 (296 amino acids)
Biological process (GO): mRNA splicing, via spliceosome
Cellular component (GO): nucleoplasm; cytoplasm; ASAP complex
Molecular function (GO): RNA binding
Source: RefSeq, a predicted model, not a curated record